This is a messenger RNA of Magnolia sinica, 2472 nucleotides long. RefSeq lists its product as uncharacterized. NCBI's taxonomy places the organism in Eukaryota, Viridiplantae, Streptophyta, Magnoliopsida, Magnoliales, Magnoliaceae. The record is from RefSeq and is a predicted model, not a curated record. Bases 365 to 2098 code for a protein of 577 amino acids. The transcript is spliced from 7 exons.
CGGAAAAAACUCAAAAUCCAAAUCCAAAUCCGAAUCCAAAUCGUGUCUCUGCUACUCCCUUUGUCCGCAUCUCUGCAGCGCAACUGCUCCGAAAAUGGCGUUAUUCAUGAUUCAGAUUCUCUCUAAUAAUAAAUAAAAAGAAGCAUUUGAUAUGUUGUAAUUUAAAAAAAAUAAAAUCAAAACGAGAGAGGAAAAGGGAAAGAUAAUCUCUCGAUCCGUAUCUGAGCUGCAUUUUCAUCCUUUCCUUUCAAAAAGGGUUUUGAUGUGGGACGUGUUUCGAUUUCCGAGCGGGGGUGAUGAAGAACUCGAGCUGUUUUUGUGGAUCUGAGCUGUGUUUGGGAGGAUUUUGAUUGAGGAUAAGGCGAUGGGAUCGGGCAGUAGCAAGGACGCCGCUGCAUUGCCGUCUUCUUCAGAUGGAGUCCGUGAAGCGCGAUUUAAGGGAGCUAGGGUUUUCCACUCCUCCUGUCUUGGUGGAUCCUCUGAUUCUUCCGAUGAUGAAGAUCAGGUUUCAGGUCUUCAAUACAAAGAAGGUGGGAGGUUGAAAAAUGAAAUAUGUACAGAUCAAACAGGAAUAAAAUCUGAUACUAAGCCUGAAUGCUGUGGAAAGGUCCAAAUUACCCGAUCUAAUCAAGCACAAUCUAUCUCUUCUGAUGCUGAGCUUGAUGGUUGCAGUCAAGAAAGAGACGCCCAUAUUGAUUCUGGUGCUGGAAGCAGCUCUUCCCAAAAAGUUGUUUCUAGAUCAUCAAGCCGUUUGAGCCGCUCCCUUUCACGCUUUAAUUUCAUCCCCGACAACAUAAGUUUCAGGCUAAGCAGAGCAGCCAGCUUGGGUUCAUCUUGUUCUUAUUCUUUCUUUUCGACAAGCAUCCCAGCUUCAAACUCGGAAGAAGGAUUUCACACACAUUCAGGUUCUGAUAGUUCAGAUAGCAUAGAUGGAAUCCGUGCACACAGUAGCCAUGUUGAAUUACCUUGUACUAAUUUAUCACCUGUAUCUCAGUACCAUGAUCCUUCGUCUGUGGCACAACAAGUAGACCCUCCCAUUUCUGUCCAUUCACAUAUCGAGAAUAUUGUUCCUUCCCAAGAUGUGGCCCGAAACAAUACCAGUGGGAGGCCUGAUUCUGCUGUAAAUGGAUAUUUUCAGAGGAAUCAUGCAGACAUUGAAAGCACUGAAACCAGACGUUUUGAUAGACGCAUUGGAGCUCAAGAACCUGUAGAAGGGAGUGUUCGGUUUAGCCGAACUCUUAGUGUUGGACGACUUCGCGAUAGAGUACUUCGCAGAACCUCAUUCCCUGAGGGAUUGUUUCGUCACCUUCAAGAAGAUAGGGUAGUAGGAGAUACUAUCCAAGGUAAUGUCAGACGGUUUUUGGGUGGCAGGACAAGAAUAGAAUCACCUGAUGGGAAUGCUGACAUGUUGCCAAGUUCUUCUAGUCAGAAUUUCUCUAGUGCAUCUAGCUCCAUGAAUGGCAGACAGGAUUAUGAGCUUGAAAGUCUACAACUGAGGGAAGCCAGAAAUCAAGCUUUUGUGGAGCGUAGAACUGCUUUCCUUGAAAGGAGAAGAAGAAUAAGAUCUCAGGUCCGUGCACUUCAGCGGCUGGGCAGUCGCUUUGAGAAUUUGUCUGGGCAUGACAGGGCAUGUAUAUUGUCCGGUCAGCAUAGAACAGGUCAAUGUACAUGCCGAGCAAGCAGUCGACCCGUCAAUCCAGAUGAGGACACAAGCACUAGAGCUAGCAUAUCAAGAAUUGUUAUGUUAGCAGAAGCACUAUUUGAGGUUCUGGAUGAAAUUCACCAGCAAUCUGUCGUUUUGUCCUCCCGACCUUCCGUGUCUUCUAUUGGAUCUGUUCCUGCACCAAAGGAAGUAGUAGAAUCGAUGCCUGUAAAGAUAUAUGCAAAGCCACAUAAACAUCAGAAUGAGGAGGUUGCACAGUGUUACAUAUGCCUCGUGGAGUAUGAUGAAGGAGAUUGCAUGCGUGUAUUGCCUUGCCAUCAUGAUUUUCAUCGAACUUGUAUAGAUAAAUGGCUGAAAGAGAUCCACAGGGUAUGUCCACUUUGCCGCGGGGAUGUUUGCAGAUCUGAUUCAUCACCCCCAGUGAAAGUAGAUUGAAGAAGAUGCAUGUGGCCUACUGAUGCAUGUGCUGCCGUGCUCUCAGGGUUUGUGCCUGCUUUCUGGAAGGCCCAGUUACCUGGGAGGUUGUGCAUUUUCGAUUCUGGCUCUCCUGUAAAACCUACCUUUUGGGUUAUAGUGCUUUGGGAAAGCUUAUUCCAUUUCAGCUAGAGUCAAGAGGUUUCCUCAUUGCUUUUCUUGACUUACCUGGAUUAAACAGAUCAAAGCCAGGCAUCCAGUGAAAAUGGACUGGACGACUUUCCAACAGUGACAAGCUCUGGAGGAGCCUGGAACUUUCAGAGGGAGAGAUCCAUUUUGUUUUUUGAACUCAAAGAUUAUUAAUGUGAUUAGUAAAUCCCCCCUUUGAUUAUCCA